AUGUAUGUGAAAUGCUUUGAUACAGUAAUGUUUUACUAUGUGAUUUUAGUGAAUGUCACUUUUUGUCAUUUUCAAAUUUCCCGCCGCUCCGUCCCCACGGACAGAACCCAGAUGACAGAUGCCGGCAUCCGCCGGAGGACAUUGCCAGGGACACUGCAGGAGGGACAUCGCGGGAGCGCAGGACAAGGUAAGAGAAGAACAGAUCCCGGAGCAGUGCCGCAUGGUAAGCCCGAGUGUAGCUCGGGGUUACCGCUUGUGCUACACUCGGGAAUACCGUCAGGGAGGCUA
This is a messenger RNA of Staurois parvus, 288 nucleotides long. NCBI's taxonomy places the organism in Eukaryota, Metazoa, Chordata, Amphibia, Anura, Ranidae. The record is from the annotation of a GenBank genome assembly.